AUGGCGUCGUCGAACGAAGCGAGAGUUACCAAUGUAAAAGUUAGUGAAAAUCGUGAUUUCGUUGACGAUUACUGUGGCUCCAAUAGCUUAGGAGAUGCCGGCGAAGGUGCUAAGCGUCGUCGUACAGCAUACGACUGCAAAACUGUGUCUCAACAGGGAUGCGGGACAAGUGUGUCAACUGAUCUAAAACAUACACCAUCAUCUGAAACCAAAGGUAAAAAGCGCAAGCUCAGCGAAUCAUCAAAAGAGCUAUGUGUGUGGGGCGAAAACGCUCGACCGUCGAAACAGAGCAAGAUAUGGCCAGUGUUCGACUCCGGAGGGUACGGCAACGGAGCUGUAAUGAAGCUCAAUGUCCUCAAGAAGACACCCCCCAUCAAGAACCCCUUACUCUUCCACACCACCUGCAACGAGGACAUUGAACUCUCAGAGAUCAACCGCGACCCCUUCAAAGCAGACUGGUUCGGCGGCCUCCACGCCUGGUGGAAGCAAACCCAGAUGUCCAACAAAAUGGCUGAUGAUGACGUCACAAAGAAGAUCUUUUCUUCAGUCUCCCGUCAACUGAGAAUCAUCAACACCCAUUUUCAAAAGUCCAUGUUUAAAUACAAGUAUCCAAGGGUCACAAGACAGAAUGUCCUUUUAGAGAACUCCUCGGGGAUUCGAAGACCAGCUACUCAUUUUAACUUGACAUUGAAAGCUAUCAGGUUCCAGUGCAAUCCUCGGAGAGAGUUGCCCUGCUAUGGCAAUCUGGAACUGCCCCUGAAGAUGAAGCAAGAGAGUGUGAACUCGCAAGUGUUUCCUGCUAUAAGAAGUGUUAAGAGUGAGACAGUGAGUGACGUGAAGGUUAAAGUAGAGAAGGAAAGGGACAGGGAGAAGGAGAAGGAGCGAGAACGGGAUAGGUCAUCCCACCGUCACUCCUCCUCAUCAUCGUCGUCGUCGUCCUCCUGCCACCACUGCCGGCGCCGCGCCCGUAUCAAGCGAUGCUCCAUCGGCGUCCAGUGCCGCAGAGACAGGGCCGCCGGGGCACCUCUACCCAAUGAUAGCUGGGGACCUCUUGCUGAGACACCCACUGUCAAGGAACUAAAGUAUCACCGACUGAUGCGAGUGGAGACGCAUCCCAACGGCGGAGCGAGCGUGGUGUACCUGCACCAGCGCGACGUGGACAUGCUCAGCGCGCCGCAACAGGAGGCACUCGCUAAGGAGUUCUUGAAGCUGGUAUUCUCAGAAGACAGUGCAGGGUGGGCGCACUUUGUAUGCGGCGUGGUGCGUGGCGCGGCGGGCGCCUUCCCCUGCCUGCUGCAGUAUCUGGCGUCGGCGCAUCCCACGCUUACCGUGAAGGCCGGAGUGUUAGCUCGGGCUUCUGAUAUUGAGACUACUACCGUCAGCCGAUAUUAUCAACAGGUGCAACAGUCGUACGCGGCGGGUACGUUCCGCUGCGGCCCCCUGCACCAGAUCUCCCUGGUGGGCACCGUGCACGAGGAGGUCGGCGGAUACUUCCCCGACAUGCUCGACAUGCUCGCCACAUGCCCCUUUCUUAAUAUGACAAUGCCGUGGGGUCCAAUGUCAGCAGUGGAGAUGGAGCCGCAGGAAUCCAACGAUGGACCCAUUCUAUGGAUCCGACCUGGGGAACAACUUGUACCCACUGCUGAACUUGGGAAGAGUCCCAUUAAGAAGAGGAGGACGGGUAUAAACGAGCUCCGCAACCUCCAGUACCUGCCGCGCUGGAGCGAGGCGCGGGAGUUCCUGUUCGAGGAUCGAACCCGCGCACACGCAGACCAUGUCGGACACGGACUCGACAGGAUCACCACUGCUGCAGUUGGCGUACUAAAAGCGAUCCACUGCGGCGACGAGUCGGACCGCGGCCGUAUAACGAAGGACGUCGUGGCGUUCCACGCCGCAGACUUCAACAAACUGGUGCAGCUCCUACAGCUCGAUCUCUACGAGCCUCCCAUCUCUCAGUGUGUCACCUGGUUGGAAGAAGCGAAGUUGAACCAGCUCCGUCGUGAAGGCGUGCGCUACUCUCGCCUGCCGCUGUGCUCCGACGACAUCUACUUCCUGCCGCGGAACAUCAUUCACCAGUUCCGGACCGUGUCUGCUGUCACCUCUGUCGCAUGGCAUUUACGCCUGAAGCAGUACUACCCUACAUCGGAGGCUUCCUCCCCGGCUGACGAGCGACCCGCAGACCCUGUACCUGUCACCAUCAACCAUACUACGACUACGGAGCCCAAAAAGUCAGCUAAACACAAAGCCGGUGUCAUCGAGAUGCGGGCACUGAGCGCAAAGUUCCACCAAAAACUAAAUCAGAAGUCGGCACUGAAAGUCGCACCCAACAGGAAGAGCGUCGAAACACAAGUCAAGAGCACUGACAAGAAAACAGACACAAAGUCUGACAAACAAGACACAAACAAAUCAGACAAAAUUGAAGCCAAAUCUGAAAAGUCAGAACCAAAAGUCGAAAAAACAGAAUCCAAAGUUGAUAAAUCAGAACCCAAGUCUGACAAAUUAGAUGGUAAGCCUGAUAAAAACGAUUUGAAAGCUGAAAAGACUGAUUUAAAGACACCCGAGAAAAUUGAGCCCAAAGCUGAGAAAACUGAUAUCAAAGAAAAACCUGACAAAGUUGAUCAAAAGUCUGACAAGUUGGACAAAUCAGAUAAAAUUGAGCAGAGGAUAGAAAAAUCAGAAAUUAAGCAUGAAACCCCAGAUAAAGACAAAACUAGACCAGAGAAAACUGAAAUCAAAACUGAAAAAACAGACUCGAAAUCUGACAAAAUCGACACAAAGUCAGAUAGAACAGAUAAAUCUGACAAGAACCACAGGCACAAGGAUUCUGACAAACAUCGUUCUGACCGUUCGGAGAGGUCGGAUAAGACAGACAUAAGGCACGAGAGGUCUGAGAAGGAUAGAUCAGACCACCACCGCCGUCGCUCGUCAUCGUCCCGUCACAAAUCGUCUCAUCAUAAGUCAGACCGACCGAGGGAACAUAAGAAAGAGCACAGGAGUUCAGACGAGAGGAGAAAUGAGAAACACAGAGACCGGUCUGACAGUAGUAGGGAUAAGUCGGACAAGAUGCCCGACAGCGGGAAGUUACCAGUGGAUGUAGUUCAGCGACCACCAGAUUAG
This is a messenger RNA of Spodoptera littoralis (African cotton leafworm), 3117 nucleotides long. The record is from the annotation of a GenBank genome assembly. NCBI's taxonomy places the organism in Eukaryota, Metazoa, Arthropoda, Insecta, Lepidoptera, Noctuidae.